Molecule: messenger RNA, 4670 nt
Organism: Octopus sinensis (East Asian common octopus)
Lineage: Eukaryota; Metazoa; Mollusca; Cephalopoda; Octopoda; Octopodidae
Product: claspin-like
Exons: 28
Coding region: 145-4257 (1370 amino acids)
Biological process (GO): mitotic DNA replication checkpoint signaling; activation of protein kinase activity; mitotic G2 DNA damage checkpoint signaling
Molecular function (GO): anaphase-promoting complex binding
Source: RefSeq, a predicted model, not a curated record
CAGUGCGCAUGCUUGAAAUUUAGCGGGAAAUACCAAACAGUUUUAUUUUUCGUAUAGUUUAUUAAUGUCUUGAUGUUUCGUUAAUAUUUACAUUGUACAACACAGAUGUGUACAUAAUUUUUGACACCUGAUUGUAGCCCAGUGAUGAUGGACAGCGAAAUGUCGCAGACGCUCAAUAUGAGCACUGAUGUGGAAAUGUCCAAGGAAGAAAACAGUGAAAAGGAUUCUGGUAUUGAAGAAGUUUCACCACAACACAAAACACUGUCAUUUACUGAAGAGAGUGACAGUGAAGACGACUUCUGUGCCAAGUUUUCUCGGAAACAGACUGCUGUUAUUGUUGAUGAUGAUGAUGAUAGUGAUGGUGAUGACAAUGCUGCUGUUACUGACAAUAACAACAAUCAUAGAAAUACUGUUAGAGAACCUGUUCGAAACGUACUUCUUCCAGAUAUUGAAUAUGGAUCCCUUGAAAUAUUGGAGAACGAAAACAUUGAGACUGAUGAUGAUGAUGAUGAUGAUGACGACGAUGACAAGAAAUUUAAUAUUAUCAAACGGAAAAAGACAUCAUCACAGAAAAAAGCCAAGGACAGUUUCCAUGACAAUGUGUUUAGUAACAGCCAUGAAAAGAACAGUGAUAGUAGUGGUGAUGAAAUAGGACAGAAGGAGGAUAGUGAUAUGGGCAGCGACAGCAAUGGAGAUGAUGAUGAUGAAGGUUUCAGUGCAAUUAAGCUAACAGCAAAACUGAAGGCUAAACUGAAAAAGGGUGCUACCAAACAACCACGGAAAGAAAGAGCCUCAAAGACUAAGGCAAAGAAUGAUCUACUUGAGCUUCAUAGUGAGACACAGCGCCUCAUUAGAGAAUCGAAUGUCAACCUUCCAUACCAUCAGCCAGUUUCAAAGUCCCUCAAUGUCUUUCUGAAUCGAGCUGCCCGCAAACAGCAACAGUACCGGGCUUUGCAUUCAUGUGCAGCUAAUGAGAAACUGAAAGUAAAGUUUGUCCAAGACACUAUUGAGAAUGACUCAGUUAUGUUCAAAUCUGUCUCCUAUGCUGAAAACAUUGACUCGUUAUUGAAAGAAACUGAAUCAGUUGAUGAUAGCAAUGAGGCCAGUGAACAGUCUAAGACAACAGAUGGUAGUGUGUCUUGUCAGGGAGUUUCUUCCUUAUCUUUUACUGGCAUCAAAGACUUGGAGCCUUCAGUGAACAAUAAACAGGGUGAAAAAUCUAUAGAUUGUGAUGAUGGUGAUGAACUGGAUGAGUUACCAAGUCUUUUUGUCAGGGCCAAAAAUCUGUUAUCGAAAAAUACAGAAGACGACUCUAACCACCUCCCUGAUAUUCCUGUUGAUUCAGAAAACAUUUCAUUCGACCAUAGCCAGACAUUGGUAGAUAAGGUUGUUGAAGAAGAAGAAGAAUGUAAUAACAAUAAUGGAGAUGGCAUUGAUGAUGGUUGUAAAGAUAGUAAUGUUAAUAGAGAGCAGAUUGCAUCAAGUAGUAAACCAAUGGACAGUAGCACUAAUAACAAUUCUGGCUGGGUUGUGGACAGUAAUGGUAUGAUGCAAACUGAUGACUCUUUCAUGGAUGAAUUGCUGUGUUCAGAUCUUAACAGUCAGGCCCAGACAGCAUACACCCCAUCACUUCAAAUACAGACUCAAGCGCCACUUUCUGCUGAGCUAGUUGCAACAACAACAACAACACCACUACCACCAACAGCAGCAGCAGCAGUAGUAACAACAAAAAGCCAGGCAACAGAAUCAUCAUUAGAUACAGAGAUUGUUCCGAGUAGGAGAGAGACCAGCCAAAAGUCAAUGAAAAGGUGCCUGCCUUUAGAAUUGCUUGACCCUGAUGUUUGCAGCUUCACUCCAAAGCUGAGUGGUAGUUUGACCCAAGCUAUCAAUUUGGAUGAUGAGGAUGAAGUUGAACAACCUCAUGGUACUGAUCUACUCAUGCAGAGAUUAUUAAAGAGCACCAAUGUCAAUAAGGGGCGGAAACAAAACACAGAAGUUAAUAUCAGUAUUGUUGAGAAAGAAUGCGAUGAUAAUCAGAAAGAAAAUCUAAAGUUGUCUACUGUUACAUAUCACAUGGAUACUGAACUCAGUCAGCAAAAUGAACUCCAGUUAGACAAACCUGGUUCCAAACUGAUGGCUCUCAAGAACCACCUGGUAAAGCAGAUUUGGAUAAAACGAGGAGAAAAUAGAAAGAAGCGCUGUGAUCUGUAUAAGUUAGAUAAUGAAGAGGUUUAUGAUAACCUGAAGGAUGAUGAGGAAGAAGCUGAACUGACAGACGGUUCUGAUUCUGUAGACUCUGAAACUGAAGACAAAGGAGAAGAGGAAGAAGGGGAUGAAGAAUAUGAUGAUGAUGAAGAAGAAGAAAUGCUAAGUUACAAAGAAAAGCGGAAACCAAAAAAUGCCUUUGUUGAUGAAGAAGCUGAAGAAGAAGAUGACUAUGAAGGAGAAGAUGAAGAUGAUGACGAUGAUGAAGAAGGUGACAGGGAGCAGUUUGAAAAAGAACCGAAAAUCAAAAACAACAACGAUAAUGAUAGUGCUGAUGACAGUUUUGACUUCAAUCUUGACCAGUCUGAUGAGGAUUCUGAUGUACCAAUUAGCCAAAACCUAAGUAAAAAGAGAAAAGCUCGACUUGAAGAAGAUGAUGAUGAUAAUGAUGAUGAUGCUGAUGAGAAAACGAACAUCAUGAAUGACCAUUUUGUUAUAAAGAAGCCUAAUGAUUCUGGCAAACCUCUCUUUCCCAAAACCCCUUCAGAUGUUUCAUGCAAAAGUUUAAAUAUUUCGGCUGAAGAUACUCAGGAUUUAUACAAGAGUUUUGGUGAUUUCCAAUCUCCAGAAAUGGAUUCAAACAGCUUGAAGUUUCCUAUUGAUUCCCAGGCAUCACCUAUGCUGGAUGAACAAGGAUUUCUGCGAGUUAAGUCUUUGGGUGUGACGACCCACCAGCCUAAGCGUUCAGCACUGGACUCAUUGUGUGAUACUCAGGACAAUAUGGAUGAUGUUAUUGGAUUAUGCUCUGGACAGUUUGCAGAAGCCGCUGAAGAACGAACCAAAUCGUGCCGAACUCUUUUCAAUGACAGUAUUAACUUUAACUCACAGUUUCCACUCAGUGGAAAAUUCUCCUGGAACAAGAAACCCGAAAAUAAAUAUUUCAGUGUGGAUGGUGAUGGUGAAGGCUUUGGAACUUUGAAGUUACUGUCUGAUGAUGAAGAUAGCAAUCGUGGAAGUGGCAAGGAAGAUGACAAUGACACCGAUGUUCUUAAUGAAAGUGAUGAUGAUGACGACAAUGGUUUCAAUGUUGGUGGUGGUGGGGGUGACGAUGAUGCUAGUAUUGAUGAUGUAAACUCUGAGAAGGAAGAGGAUGAAAAUGGCAGCACACAAAAAUUCUCAGGAUUCACAUAUGGAAAUACAUCUAGGAAAAUCAGAAGGGAAUUUUUGGAAGAUGAAGCUGAACUCUCAGGGAGUGAAUAUGACAGUGAUGAGAAUGACAAUCUGGAUGAUGAAUUUGACGUGAUGGAAGAGGAGGAGGGUGACAAAGACAUCACACUUGAUAAUGAUGAGCUUCGUAACCAGGUCGGCAGAGUGCAUCUUAAGAACAUGAUUGAUGAUGAUAAACGGGAAGUGAUGAAAUUGCAAGAGAUGUACCUUCCUGAUGGUGACCUCUAUUCUGAAGGGGCGGGCAGAAAACGGCAGUUCAGAUGGAAAUACAUUGAUGAAAACUCACAGCAAGAUAUGUUCCAUCAUGAAUCGGAUAAGGAAGAAAAUGAGGAAGAAGAAGGAGAUGAUCUGAAGUGGAGAGUUGAGAGACACAACCGUGAGAAAUGGUUGGCUGAAAAUGCACCUGAAAAAACUGAAACAGAUUCCCAAUUUCUUAAAUUCGGUCAAGUGUUUGUUAAACAGAAAGGAAAACAGCUUGAUAAAAAAAACAGUGAAUCAAAGAUUGUCACCAAAGUACCGAACCGAACAGUAGCAAGAAGCAGGAGUUUAACAACCAAGGGUUCAUUCCUCAACCGAAGCAAUGACUGCCUGGCCAAAAUUGCAGAGCUAACCAAACCUGCCUCCAAUCCAACCAUAGGCAAUAAAGUCAAUGGCCGUAAUUUUGUCUUCUCUGUGGUCAAUCCCGAAGAAACUUCAACCCCUGGUCCUAAAUCUGUGAAAAACAAAGCCAACACCACUCCAAAUACUCAACCAACCAAGAAGCAAAAAGUUGAAGUUGUGAAGAGGUCAUUUUCUGCAUCCAGUGUUUUCCAUCACAUUGAUUAAUAGAAGUGAUUCUAAGAAUCUUACUGUCUUCUGUCGUGUCAGUUUUGGAUCUGCUUCUGUAUUAACUCGUUGAUUUAUGGAUCCAUUUCUGUAUCAACUCAUCAAUCCAAUUUCAUUUCAUUUCAUUUCAUUUUAUAGAUUAAUUAAAGAAGACUAUACUUGUUGAUAUGUUGGGGUAGGGAGAUGGGGAUGCUGUGAAGUAGAAGACACCUGGAUUAUUCCUACUUUACUGCAGGUUAUUAAAAUAUAUGUCUGUGUUCUGGAUUGCUGAAAUUUUUUAGAUGUUUCUCUCCAUCUUGGUUUUCUGUGAGGUGAAAGAGAGGACAACUUAACUGUUGAUUGUAUGCUAUUUAAGAAGAUUAAAAAUAUAUUUCUCUCCAUACGUUAUAUAUAAUAAAUAUAUCUAUCAUUGG